This is a messenger RNA of Quercus robur (English oak), 1910 nucleotides long. Its product is annotated as aldehyde dehydrogenase family 3 member H1-like. NCBI's taxonomy places the organism in Eukaryota, Viridiplantae, Streptophyta, Magnoliopsida, Fagales, Fagaceae. Gene Ontology annotation, cellular component: cytoplasm. The record is from RefSeq and is a predicted model, not a curated record. Gene Ontology annotation, molecular function: aldehyde dehydrogenase (NAD+) activity. The coding region runs from base 143 to 1771 and encodes 542 amino acids. The transcript has 12 exons. Gene Ontology annotation, biological process: aldehyde metabolic process.
GUACAAAAACAGAAAACAUAUUUUUCAUGCAACCAGUUUUUCCCCAACACAAAAGGCAUAUAUAAAAUAAUAUAAGUACGGUGUUAGUGACCAAUUAUUGGAGCCACUGUUUCUCUUUCUCCGUUUCUCUCUUUCCGUCAAGAUGAACAUCUCUAUGGAGCUUUUGCGGGACUUCAGUUCCAUUGGUGCUGGCGCUAGCAGAGCAUUCUCUUACCCUUUUACAAGAAAGACCAAACAAAGACAACUUUCCUUUGCCUACCUUAUCAGAACUUCCUAUAGCUUUAAGAGUUGUUCUGCAACUCUAUCAUUGACAGCAGAGGUGGAAGAGAAGCCAAAGUUUGAUGUAGACAAUGCAGCUUUGCUUGCAGGGGAGCUCAGAAAGAGCUUUAAUUCUGGCAGGACAACAAACUAUGAAUGGAGAAUGUCACAGUUGAAGAGUAUUGAGAAGAUGCUUGAAGAAAAGGAGAAUGACAUUACUGAAGCUCUUUAUAAGGAUCUCUCGAAGCCUGGACUUGAAGCCUUUGUUGCCGAGAUUUCUCAGGUAAAAUCCUCAUGUAAGUUGGCGCUAAAAGAGUUGAGUCGUUGGAUGAUUCCUGAAAAGGUCAAAACUUCGCUUACAACAUAUCCGUCAUCUGCAGAAAUUGUGUCAGAACCCUUAGGAGUUGUGCUGGUCAUCUCAACAUGGAACUUUCCUUUCUUGCUAUCACUUGAUCCAGUCAUUGGAGCUAUUUCAGCUGGUAAUGCUGUAGUCCUAAAGCCAUCAGAAAUUUCUCCAGCUACAUCAUUGUUGCUAUCCAAUUUAGUUGAGGAAUAUCUAGACAAAUCUGCAAUAAGAGUUGUUGAAGGAUCCGUCGAUGAAACCACUGCAUUACUUGAGCAGAAAUGGGAUAAGAUACUCUACACAGGUAGUGCAAAAGUAGGGCGCAUAGUGAUGGCUGCUGCCGCAAAGCACCUUACACCAGUAACUCUAGAACUUGGAGGAAAGUGCCCAGCUGUUGUUGAUUCAAACAUCAACUUACAAGUUGCUGUUAGGAGGAUAAUUUACGGAAAGUGGGCAUGCAAUAAUGGGCAAGCUUGUAUCGGUGUUGAUUAUAUAAUCACAACAAAAGACUUCGCUCCAAAGUUGAUAGACGCCUUAAGAUAUGAAUUGGAGCAAUUUUUUGGGAAAGAUCCAAUGGAAUCAAAAGACAUGUCCCGCAUUGUAAGCUCAUCCCACUUUGCUCGUUUGGCAAUGCUCAUGGAUGAUGAUUUGGUAUCUGACAAAAUUGUUCUUGGAGGCCAAAGGGAUGCGAAUCAGUUAAAGAUAGCUCCAACCAUCUUGUUGGAUGUUCCGGAGGAUGCACAGAUAAUGCAGGAGGAGAUAUUUGGGCCUUUAAUGCCCAUUCUCACUGUUGAGAAAUUGGAAGACAGCUUUAAGAUUAUACAAUCAAAACCUAAGCCCCUAGCCGCAUAUCUCUUCACUAAUGAUGAGCAGCUAAAGAAGAAUUUUGUGCAAAACAUAUCUUCAGGAGGAAUGCUUAUCAAUGAUACCAUCAUACAUGUUGCGACAGAUGGUUUACCUUUUGGUGGAGUUGGAGAGAGUGGAAUGGGUUCAUAUCAUGGGAAAUUCUCAUUUGAUGCUUUUAGCCAUAAGAAGGCAGUGCUGUACAGAAGUUUUGAUGCAGAUGCAUCUAUAAGGUAUCCACCAUACACGACUCAAAAGCAAAGACUAUUGAAGGCCGUGAUCAAUGGUGACAUAGUUUCCAUUAUACUUGCUUUGAUUGGAUGGUGAAAAGAUAGAAAAGAUAGAGAUGAUUCACAUUGAACAUCCGUUUUCUUCUGUUUUAUUUCUUAUCAAGAUUUAUUUCCAAUAAUUGAUGUCCAGAGAUAUUCUACUUAACGGUAAUGAGUGCUGCAAUAGCAUUAAUGAA